AUGACCUACGAAUCGUCUGCGGACAACGAGAGGACGGACCUCAGGACCUUGUCGCUGGAUAAUAUUUCUGCCGUUCUAGAAUCUCUCAAGGGAAUCCCGGCGGAGCUGAAGAGUGUCCACAAGACCCUGAAGAAGCUGCAAUCACAAAGCGAGUCCCUGAUCCGCGGCCAAACGGAAAGCAAGGACUUGUUGCAGAGGUUCGAAGCAGGGGCAGUACAGGUGGCCACCAAUGUGGGAAUGCCCAGUGCUGGCAGUGUGGGCCAGAGGCUAGCCACACCAGGGGCACACAACUUCGCGGGUGGGCGGCCUGGUGGAGCCCAGCUCAUGCGACAAGCCUCUCGAGGGCAGCUGGACUCAAAUCCGCCGCCAAGUCUGGCACCUCCGUCAGAUCAAGGAAUCAUCCGGCGAACUAGCGUGGCGAUCGGCAUGGGAGGUAAUGUGCCUUUCUUCGGCCGCCCUCCAGCCGCAGCGCCGCCCCCGCAGAUGGUGCCGCAGGUGGUGCAAAUGCAGGUUCCUGCCAUGCAGCCGUUGCAACCCAUCCAGCCCAUGAUGGCACCGAUGGGAGUGAUGCCUACUGCACCGACCGGCGGCACUCGACGUGCGUCCCUGGCAAUGGGUGCAGUGCAAGGAGCAGCAGCUGCACCUGCACAGCAGAUUCAGCAGAUGCAGGCUGUCUUGCCGGCCUUUCAGGAAGCGGACGAGGAUGAUGAAGGUUUUAGUGACUCCUCCGAUGAGGACGAGGAGGAGCAGAAACCGGAGAAUCAGAAGUCCCCGAUCUUGAACGGCGUCGUGAAAGCUGGCUCAGAGACUACUCCGGAUGCGCAGGUUGUGCCAAAGCCGCCUGCCAUAAAGAAUGUGCAGUUGAAGAUCGAGGAGAAGGAUGAAGAUGAGCUUUCGUUCUCUCCGUCUUCAAAGUCAGACGAGGAGACCUCCUUCAGUCAGCAAAGGUGGACGCUGAAAGGAGCACAGCCCAACGAAUCGGCCGAGGCCAGCCGCCUGAGCAGCAUGCGAAGUCGAGCGUGGCAGGACGAUAUUGGCAAUCAAUUGAGGGAACCCAAAAGCAGGUACCUUCUGAUGCCUGACUCUUUGUUUAGCUUCAGCUGGUAUUGCCUUAUGACGCUUUGCACCCUCAUGUUGGCUGGGGUCCUCCCAAUCCAGUUGACUUACUACUGGGGCGAUAUUUUACCCGGCUGGGAACCGAUUUGGAUCCUGGUGGACAUUUGCCUCAUCAUAGAAGUGCCCCUGGGUUUCUUGACGACUCAGCUCGAUCCCAAGACCAUGCAGUUCAUGGAGCUGCAUCAGGUGAUGGUGAGUUAUGCGCGGAGCUGGUUAGCAAUAGAUGUUUUGGCCAUGUGGCCCUUGGGCAUCACAGCGGAGCCAAUGUCAGCGGGGUAUAUCAUCCACAGGUGUUUGAAACUGCUGAAACUCUUGAAGCUGCGCUACUGGUUCCCACGUAUCGAGGAUAAGAUCCAGAAUCGGAAGCUGUCUUGGCUGAAGAUGUCAGGCGCCAUGCUCCUCUUGGUUCAUGGGCUGGGAUGCGUGUGGUUUAUUGUACGCCAACAAGACCUGGACUCUCACGGCGCAGUGGGAAGUGGUGAGGACUACGUCGCAGAUGUCUACUUCGUAGUCAUGGCCCUGACCAGCGUUGGGUUUGGCGACAUAGUACCUCUUGGCACCGGUGCCCGACUGUACUGCGUCAUGGUAAUGUUGGCCUCCAGCCUGUUCUCUGGGGUCUUGGUCGCCUUCGUGGCACAGGUGGGCUGCACCAAGUAG
Messenger RNA from Durusdinium trenchii, 1773 nucleotides. The record is from the annotation of a GenBank genome assembly. NCBI's taxonomy places the organism in Eukaryota, Dinophyceae, Suessiales, Symbiodiniaceae.